CUGCUUUCUAUUUUAUAAUAUUCAUCUUUUCAAGGCCACCUUAUUUUACUAAGUCUAACCCACCCACCAUGUUUUUUUUUUUUGUCCUCCCUUUAAACCCCACGUUUACUCUUAUUUUUUGGCCUAUUCCUUCUGGUACUCCAAUAUUUCACCAGAACAUCUGUUUCUUUCUUUUCUGGUGGAGCAACAAGAAUCUUUGGGGUGUUUUCUGAAUUGGGUUAUCGCCAUUUUUUUAUUUCGAAUCCUGUUUAGCGAAAGUAUUUAGUUUGAUAUGUAAGUGAUAUAGAUAUCAUCAAGUUCAAAAUCUUUGAGUGGUGAGCAAGUACUCUUGAUUAUAUGGCGUAUCCUGCGUACACGUCGCUAUCGUUUGGAGGUUCAGAGCAUGGGCAGGGCCAACAAGUUUUGCCAUUCAAGACUGCCAAGGGGUCUCUCAAGGUCUGUCUUUUACAUGGCAACUUAGUUAUAUGGGUAAUGGAGGCCAGAAACCUUCCUAACAUGGACAUGGUUCAUAGGACUCUCGGCGACAUGUUUGCUAAAUUUCCAGGGAAGUUUGGCAGCAAGACCGAAGGGCAAGCGCCGCAGAAGAUAACCAGUGAUCCCUAUGUGACAAUUUCUGUGUCAGGUGCUGUGGUUGGGAGGACGUUUGUGAUUAGUAAUAGCGAAAACCCGGUUUGGGGGCAGCAUUUUGAUGUUCCGGUCGCGCAUUAUGCUUCGGAGGUGCAGUUUGUUGUGAAAGAUAGUGAUGUUGUGGGAUCACAGAUCAUGGGUGCUGUGGGAAUCCCAGUUGAGCAAUUACUUUCUGGCAUGAAAGUAGAGGGAACAUUUCCGAUACUUAAUUCGAGCGGGAAAGCGUGUAAGCCUGGAGCCGUUUUGAGCUUGUCAAUUCAGUAUAUCCCAAUUGAAAAACUGACAUUUUAUGAUCAGGGAGUAGGUUCGGAUCCUGAUCAUCAAGGCGUCCCCGGCACUUACUUUCCUCUUAGGAGAGGCGGUAAGGUGACUCUGUAUCAAGAUGCACAUGUUCAUGAUGGUCGCCUUCCGAAUUUGGAGCUUGACGGCGGUGUUCAGUAUGAGCAAGGGAAUUGUUGGCAAGACAUGUUCGAUGCAAUAAGUCAGGCCCGUCGCUUGAUAUACAUUGCAGGGUGGUCUGUGUACCACAGAGUUAGAUUGGUUCGGGAUAAGAAUGAUGCCGCGGAUUACAUGUUAGGUGAUCUUCUUAAGGCCAAAUCACAGGAAGGUGUGAGAGUGCUGCUUCUUGUUUGGGAUGAUCCAACUUCCCGGAGAAUUUUGGGAUAUAAAAUGGAAGGGGUCAUGCAAACCUCUGAUGAGGAAACUCGGCGUUUCUUCAAGCACUCUUCAGUCCAAGUGCUGCUUUGCCCUCGAUCUGUUGGGAAGGGUAGCUGGGUCAAAAAGCAGGAAGCCGAAACUAUCUAUACCCAUCAUCAGAAAACAGUGCUUGUGGAUGCUGAUGCAGGCAAUUCUAAAAGAAAGAUCAUUGCAUUUGUUGGAGGUCUUGAUCUAUGCCUGGGGCGCUAUGACACUCCGGAUCAUCCAAUCUUUAAGAGUUUACAGACAGUGCACAAAGAUGACUGUCGUAACCCUACUUUCUCGGAGCGCUCUGUUGGUUGUCCAAGGCAGCCAUGGCAUGAUUUGCACAGUAAAAUUGAUGGUCCAGCAGCAUAUGACAUCCUUGCCAAUUUUGAGGAGCGUUGGUUGAAAGCUUCAAAACCCCGCGGGCUUCAAAAAAUUAAAACACCGCAUGAUGAUGCACUACUAAGGAUUGAGAGAAUUCCUGAAAUUAUUGGGAUGGCGGAAGUUCCUUGCCUGAGUGGCGAUGAUCCAGAAGCUUGGGAUGUUCAGGUUUUCCAUUCAAUUGAUUCCAAUUCUGUGAAAGGAUUCCCGAAGGACUCAAAAGAUGCUACAAGCAAGAACCUGGUUUGUGGGAAGAAUGUGCUGAUAGACAUGAGUAUACAUGCAGCAUAUGUCAAGGCAAUCCGUGCGGCUCAACAUUUCAUUUACAUAGAAAACCAGUACUUCCUUGGGUCAUCAUAUAAUUGGAACUUAUACAGUGAUUUAGGUGCAAACAAUUUAAUACCAAUGGAAAUUGCUCUUAAAAUCGUAAACAAAAUCAAAGCAAAUGAGAGGUUUUCUGUAUAUAUUGUAAUCCCCAUGUGGCCAGAAGGUGUUCCUUCAAGCACUCCUAUUCAAAGAAUUCUCUUUUGGCAGAAUAAAACAAUGCAAAUGAUGUACGAAAUGAUUUACAAGGCUCUAAAAGAGGCUGGACUUGAAAACAAGUAUUGUCCACAAGACUAUUUGAAUUUCUUUUGCCUCGGGAAUCGCGAAAUACCGAAUGGUGAAGAAACUUGUGCUGCAAACAAAAAAGAAGCAAAUACUCCCCUGGCGCUCACUCAGAAGAAUCGGCGUUUUAUGAUUUAUGUCCAUUCUAAAGGAAUGAUUGUGGAUGAUGAAUAUGUUAUAAUAGGAUCUGCAAAUAUCAAUCAGCGAUCCUUGGAAGGUACCCGGGAUACCGAAAUAGCAAUGGGAGCAUACCAGCCUCAUCACACCUGGGCUAGAAAACUCUCUAGUCCACAUGGAAAGAUAUAUGGAUAUAGAAUGUCACUUUGGGCAGAGCAUACAGGAUGUCUUGAAGAAUGUUUCAAGAAGCCGGCGAGUCUUGAAUGCGUGAGACGGGUGCGAUCCUUGAGCGAGCAGAACUGGAGGCAAUACGUUGCGGAUGAGAUUACAGAAAUGAAGGCUCACCUCCUGAAAUAUCCGGUUGAAGUCGAUCAAAUGGGCAAGGUGAAGGCUAUUCCGGGCUGCGAAACUUUUCCAGACGUCGGCGGCAACAUACUGGGGGCAUUCAAAGCCAUCCAAGAAAAUCUCACCAUCUGAUCACAACAGAUUUUUCAGUGC
This is a messenger RNA of Pyrus x bretschneideri (Chinese white pear), 2910 nucleotides long. RefSeq names its product phospholipase D beta 1. Gene Ontology annotation, cellular component: plasma membrane. The record is from RefSeq and is a predicted model, not a curated record. Gene Ontology annotation, biological process: phospholipid catabolic process; phosphatidylcholine metabolic process. The coding region runs from base 337 to 2889 and encodes 850 amino acids. The transcript has 10 exons. Lineage: Eukaryota; Viridiplantae; Streptophyta; Magnoliopsida; Rosales; Rosaceae. Gene Ontology annotation, molecular function: D-type glycerophospholipase activity; calcium ion binding.